This is a messenger RNA of Uranotaenia lowii, 2720 nucleotides long. RefSeq lists its product as uncharacterized. The coding region runs from base 255 to 986 and encodes 243 amino acids. The record is from RefSeq and is a predicted model, not a curated record. Gene Ontology annotation, cellular component: membrane; septate junction. The transcript is spliced from 4 exons. NCBI's taxonomy places the organism in Eukaryota, Metazoa, Arthropoda, Insecta, Diptera, Culicidae. Gene Ontology annotation, biological process: septate junction assembly; regulation of tube size, open tracheal system.
AGCUGGAGCGUUCAUUGAUGAUAGUUUCUGUAUAGGUCAUAGUUUUUCUGCUGUUUCGAUCGAAAAUGUUGGCAGCAUAAAGUCAUUCCUGUACUGUAGCUACCUUAACGUUGUUCAUUCAUUCGGCUCAGCCCAAAAGCAGGACUUAGUGGAUAUAGUAGGAGUAUAAGUGUUGUGUCUGCAAGGUGUCGUCUCCCAGACUGGAAAAUUAAGACUUGUAAUUGCUAAGGAACAAAACCGCAGUGCCUUUCCGGAUGUCCUCAACGAUCGAGAAAAACGAGUAUCCCAAGGCAUCAAAUGCCUUGGUGCUCGGUGCAAUCCUCUCCUAUGUGGCCUCGAUAUUUUUGAUGAUGAGCUUUUGCUCCCCAUACUGGAUAGUAUCGUAUGACGAAUCGUUCAGCAGCUUCAAAAAUAUGGGUCUUUGGGAGUAUUGUUUUAAGGAUUUUAGCUAUCCGUAUUACCAAUUUCCCAAACUUUUCAACGGUUGCCAUCACAUUUUUAGUGAGGAAUACUACGUGAUUCGUGAAUAUUUGCUUCCGGCUUGGCUAAUGAUUGUCCAAGGUCUUGUAACACUUUCGUUUAUCUUCACCUUUGGAUGUUUGAUUAUUAUGGCCUGUGAGUUGGUGCGUUGGCCCCUGAAGCUAGUGCUGCGCUACGAAUGGCUGCUGACUUCUAUUUCGUUCGUGGGAAUCGCUACUUCUUCCUUCUUCAUGUUCCUGGCGGUGGCCAUUUUCGGGGGCAAUGCAUACCGGCGGGAUUGGCUCAUGUACCCUAAGUUCAAUGUGCUAUCAUGGUCCUACGCUCUGGCCGUCGUUGCUUUCAUGAUCCUGGGCCUUGCUUCGCUGUUGCUCUACAAGGAAGCUAAAAAGUCCUACGAACUGCGCCGCGAAGCCAAGAAUCUGGUCAUGCAGAUGCAAAUGCAGGAACCUGGCUAUCAUCCAUCGCACCACACCAGCCGAAGUCUGCACAGCGGAGGUUAUAUCUAAGCGGUAAAUUUACUAAAAAAAAAUAAUCAAAUUACUUCAUUCCUUUACAAUUACAUUUCGUACAUGUGCGAAACUGCAAGCCGACAGAAAAUUUGUGCACACAUAAAUUUAGAUGUUCUGUUAGACAGUAAGUCCUCACUCGAAAGAAGAAAAAACAGCAAACAACACACAACAACGCUAAGAGAAUCUCAUCACAGAUGAAAUGAUGCCUGCCAGGAUCCAAUUAGAGACUGCUUCCCAAAAUACAUAUAAAAACGAGAUGAGCGAGAGAAGAGACAACACGACGAGUAGAAUCAACAGUUUCCAGUUUGCAUGAACCAUAAGUAGAUGGAAAAAAGUGGAGGGGAGAACGUAGAAUUUUCACCCGAAACUAAAACAUCAUCAACAAACAGUAUCACAAGUAGCCCCCUAGGGGACAUAAACAACUGCACUAAAUGUGGCCUUAUCAACGUAAAAUGAAGUAAGAAAAGAUACGAAACAGCCAGCCAGGGGAAGCGCAAAUGUUCUAACGAAAACACGCAACAGCAUAGUUUUAGAAGAAAAAAGUUUGCCCAUUUAGUUGUUUAACUAAGUGCACGUCAGUCGUUUUGCGUCAGCCUUUUUUUCUGUUCUAUCCUUUCAUCCAAAAACAUCAGCUAGUUAUUGACGUCGCUUUGACGAUGCUGCUGGCGUAGAAGUAAUGUAGAAGUAGAAGAAAAAUUAUGUUUAUAUGUUUAUCGUUUUUUUUUGGAGGAAAAUUUAUAGUUUCAGUUUACGUGAAUCACUCCAAUGGCAAAAACUGUUGUGUAUUAAAAAAAUCUUAAGAUUUUUACCGUACUCGAAAAAAAAAACCCACUCACGAGGGGUCACUCUGUUGGUGAUUUAUUCCACAAAAAGUGUUAACACGUGUGAUUUUUAUAACAAGUUUUUGUUAGUCACACACAAGUCUACAAAAUUUGCUUACAGAAUCUCAAUAAAGAACUUCUUUGAAGUUGAAAAUUUUUAAGUCACGAAUCAAAAAAAGAUCCCUCGUGCUGGAACAAUCCUCUUUUGCGUACUUCAGGGACAUCCUAUAGAGCAAACAUUUCGAUGGAGGAAACAAAAACUGUAUUUUAUUACUUGAACGUCCGUCCAUUCUAAUCUUCUAAGUGUCGUGUAGCUAACCAAAAACAAAACAAAAAUUCGCACAGAAAUAAAAUCUAGUUUUGCCAUCUUCAGGAUUCACAUAAAAGACAAAAAUUAUCACCAAUUUGUUUAGACAAGUUUCGUUAAGGUAGCUAUCGAAUGACGACUCCUCAGUUGGAGAGGAAAAGAAAUUUUGUAAUGAAAACAAAAAAAAACUUUUAAUUAGUUUUUUCUCUUAGUUAGUAACGAAAGCAUAAAAAAAACUUCGAAUCUUAACUUUACGUUGCCGUCCAAUUAUAUAUAUGUGUACCUUUUUGUGUUUUUUUAACCUAAGAGACCAAUCGAUCGAAAUCGAAUAUACUUUGUUCAAAUUUGAAGCUUGCUUUUAAAUAUACAAAAAUAUCGUACAUUCAAGUUUAUCAAUGGAAUAGAAAAAAGCGUACUAAGUAGCUGUAUAACGGGGUACUGGAAACCUGAGAAUCAAAAAAAAAAAUUUCGAUGUAAUCUACUUUACAAACCAAUGCAUUUUUUUGUAACCACAUACAUUACCUAAAUAAAUAAACACACACACAUAUUUUACAAGUCACACGAUCUACAAAACUUACGAGUAAUAAAUGUUGUAGAAAUGGA